Molecule: messenger RNA, 3333 nt
Organism: Pygocentrus nattereri (red-bellied piranha)
Lineage: Eukaryota; Metazoa; Chordata; Actinopteri; Characiformes; Serrasalmidae
Gene: bace1
Product: beta-secretase 1
Exons: 9
Coding region: 504-2009 (501 amino acids)
Biological process (GO): amyloid-beta metabolic process; membrane protein ectodomain proteolysis
Cellular component (GO): endosome; trans-Golgi network; membrane
Molecular function (GO): aspartic-type endopeptidase activity
Source: RefSeq, a predicted model, not a curated record
UGAGGGCUUCGCUGGGCUGCUGCGGGGGGAAAGAUGGAGGAGGCAGGAGGUGUUUAGGGAGAGGAGAGAUGCGGAUUAUGGCCGCACGGGAGAAAAGGAGCGAUAAACGGGAAUAAAUAGAGCAAACCGAAGGCUGGCUUCGCUCGAGAGAGAGGGAGAGAGAUUGGAGGAAAACCGAACUAGACGGGUACGGAGCUGCUCUUCAACGCCGGGCGUGAUUGCUGGCAGGAUUCGGUGGUAAAAUCUGGAUUAUUUCUUAAAAAUAUUAAUAUUAGUCCCAUUUUUUGGCGGUGCGUGACCUGUUAUUAAAUAUAAUAGCCAUAAAGAGAAGGAGAGGAAAACGCGGAUGACCACUGUAAUGACCACUGCUGAAUGUCAACAGGAAUGUUUAAAAUAUAUACUUUGAUUUGUUUAAACCGUGGGAUUUCAUUACAAUGAGCGCUGAAUGAGGAGAAGCUGGGCGUCCAGGACCUGAAGGAAACCCUCGAGUGCUUAAAGAAAAGAUGGAAACAGCUGCUCAUGCUUUGCUCCUGUUUUGCUGGACCGUGCUGGCCGUGCUGGCCGCCUCAGUGCCCGGCUGUGGGGCCGGGGGGCUCCGUGUUGCCCUCCUGCAUCCUGCCCGCCGGCCAAGCCAGCAGGGAGCGCCGAGGAGGCGCAGGGCCGCCAGGAGCGUGACCUUCGUGGACAUGAUCGACAACCUGCGCGGCAAGUCCGGCCAGGGCUACUACGUGGAGAUGGCGGUGGGCACGCCUCCUCAGAAGUUGAACAUCCUGGUGGACACAGGGAGCAGUAAUUUCGCAGUAGGAGCUGCAGCUCAUCCAUUUCUGCGCAGAUACUACCAUCGUUCUCUGUCCACAUCGUACAGGGAUCUGGGCCGGAGCGUGUAUGUGCCGUAUACGCAGGGCCGCUGGGAGGGGGAGCUGGGGACCGAUCUGGUGUCGGUGCCUCACGGCCCCAAUGUGUCGCUGCGCGCCAACAUCGCCGCCAUCACCCAGUCAGACCGCUUCUUCAUCAACGGCUCCAACUGGGAGGGCAUCCUGGGGCUGGCCUACGCUGAAAUAGCCAGGCCUGAUGAGACCCUCGAGCCCUUCUUUGAUUCUCUGGUGAGGCAGACCAACGUGCCCAACCUCUUCUCCCUGCAGCUGUGUGGAGCCGGCUUCACCCAGAACUACAGCCUGGGCAGUGCAACUGUAGGGGGCAGUAUGAUCAUUGGAGGGAUUGACCCGUCCCUUUACGUAGGAGAAGUGUGGUACACUCCAAUACGCAGAGAGUGGUACUAUGAGGUCAUCAUUGUGCGCAUUGAAGUUAAUGGACAGGAUCUCAAUAUGGAUUGUAAAGAGUACAACUAUGAUAAAAGCAUCGUGGACAGUGGCACCACAAACCUCCGACUUCCUCGCAAAGUGUUCCAGGCAGCUGUAAAGGCCAUUGAAGCAGCUUCUUCGACAGAGCAGUUUCCCUCUGGUUUUUGGCUGGGGGAGCAGUUGGUGUGCUGGCAGGCUGGCACCACCCCCUGGCACAUCUUCCCCGUCAUCUCUCUCUACCUGAUGAGUGAGAAUCGCAACCAAUCCUUCCGCAUCUCUAUCCUGCCCCAGCAAUAUCUACGGCCUGUAGAGGACGUAGCCUCAGCGCAGGAAGACUGCUACAAAUUUGCCGUGUCUCAGUCCAGCACCGGCACCGUCAUGGGCGCCGUCAUCAUGGAGGGCUUCUACGUCGUGUUCGACCGCGAACGCAAACGCAUCGGCUUUGCUGUCAGCACAUGUCACGUUCACGACGAGUUCCGCACGGCCUCGGUGGAGGGUCCCUUCCAUGGUGUGGAGCUGGAGGACUGCGGCUACAACAUCCCGCAGACGGACGAGUCCACGCUGAUGACCAUCGCCUACAUCAUGGCCGGAAUCUGCGCCCUGUUCAUGUUGCCGCUCUGCCUGAUGGUGUGCCAGUGGCGCUUCGCCCGCUGUCUGCACCCGCUGGGCACCGGCAACUUCGCCGAUGACAUUUCUCUCCUGAAGUGAGCCAAACCUGCAGCGGGAAGCAUGUCCAUAUGGCAAGAGGCCACCGUCUUGGUGACCACUGGUGGGGCCAUCCCAAUGCGGGAUGACGGUGGUGGGUGGGGGAGUGGUGGUCAAUGAUGUAGUAGUGUAUAUAGUCGUACGUAUUUACACGGCAUGUCCUGUCGGACUGUCCUGAACUGGGGAGACUUUAUAACCCUGUAUGUGACGUUGGUCCCCCUUUAGUGUUUCAAGUGCAGGACCACCGUAUGUAACAUUCAUGUAUGCGUGUGUUGGUCUGGGAGUCCUCGGAGGAUGUGUCGUCAUUGUGUAGUAUCCUGAUGAGCCCGGGGUCUAAGCUUGUUUUGUUUAUGUCUAGAAUUGCUCCUAUUAUUAACUCUAAAGCUGUUAUGUUUUGUCCUACACUCUUGAAGAGAUGGUUCUUUAAGGGUUCUUUAGGAAUGACAGUGGUGCUAUAUAGAACAAUGAACACUCAAAAAAAAACAUUUGUAGAAAUAGUUGUUCAGAUUAAUGGAGAACCCGCAACCCUGACGGAGAAGCGGCUUGGAAAAUGGAUGGCUGGAUGGAUUAAUGGAGAAUGUCAUUUAUUUGGUUCUGUAGAGAACACUUUUGAAGAUGGUUCUGUAUAGCCCCAAAAAGGGUUCUGCAAUUGUCAUGAUAUCAAGCAUAGUCAAAUUACAAUAGAACAACCCUUUUUGGUGCUAUGUAGAACCAUUUACAACACAUUCUCCAUCAAUCCUAAGAAUACAAAGAAAACUUUAAACAUACAAAUGGAUCUUUGAGUGUUGAUGAUUCGAUAUGGAUCCUUUAUUUAAUUAUUUAUCAUUAAAUAAUGGUUCUAUGUACAUUAUUAUUUACCAUUAUUUAAGUGUACAUACAUUAUUCCUCUGUGUCAUUUUAAUUAUGAGGCUGUUAAGUAGUCGAAAUAGGAAUAUUGCUACGUACACGAUUCAAGCCAAAACAAAUGAAUCACAAUACUACUGGCAACUUUACCAAAAUACCCCAUUCACAACAACAAACUUUGACCAGUGUUUAAAGACUGGGUGAUAUCUAAAAAUGAUUGCCUUGUUUAGUCCUUUAAACAAAAGUCAAACCACCUUAGGAGCCAAAUUUUAUAUCUAUUUAACCAUCUUUGCUGUAAAUAUAUCUCAGCAUCUGCUAACGUGCUAUUAUAGGCUGACAUAUCUAAAGAAAGCCAGAGACUUACUUUGCUCUGCUGUAAGCUUCAGAAUAUAUAUAGCCGCUUUUCUCGCAUCUCUGGCAGGAACGUUUUCCUCAAAAAAAGGACAGUAUUUUGUAAAAUGUCUAUCAACGUUCAAUUCUCACU